AUGGGCUGGGUUGGCGAUUGGGGGGUUGGGGAUGUGUGGAGACCUCCCGGAAGAUCUGAGCACCUGGAAGCCCAAGAGUGGCUGGUGAGGAACCAUGACUUGGUUUCAGAAUCCGCUGGUUUGGAGUACAACGGAAUCUUACGGCACCAGCUGGAGGCUACAAAUGCCCUUGGGGGUCCCAGUUGCUGCUGGAGUCCUUGCCCUCCUCGCGCUCCUGGCUUUGGCUUAUCAUUGUCUCAAGGAGGCCUGGAAGUCCAGAUGGAGGCUUUGCAGUGGGGGCUGGAAGUGCCCUCCAACUGGAAAGAGCCUGCAGCUUGUCUUCAACCACAGCCUGAAUCAGGGACAGCGGAGAACCCUCUCUUCAGAGGCCCCCGGCCCUCAGCUGCUUUCUCCACUGUUCCUCUGAAGGCCCUAACGGCUGCAGGCAGGACUGCUCCUAGCUUUGGGUAUGAAGAGGAGCCUCCCCCAGGCUUCACAGGAAGCUGUAGUAUCUACCAAGCAUCCUGCAAGUACCUAAAAACCAUUAGUGAGGAUGAAGUAUUGUAUCUACAACAGGAGUCAGUGUGGGGUGACGAGUGGUCCUUGCCCACGCGUGCCAGGCAUGAGGGGGAGACACUGGCAGAAGUGUCUCUCUUCCCUGGCUUAUGGCAUGGAAGCUUUCUUUCUCCAAAUCUACCCUGAAGAAGCCGAGGUUCUGGUCAGUCCAUCCUUAGCAGUAGCCUGUUACCAUGGGGGUGAUGCCAUGAUCCAAAGGAGAGCUGUGGGCUAGAAGCAAAGACCCUUGGCCCUCAGGAGUGGCCAAUGAUCAGCGCAGCAGGCAGAGGGAAGCUACACCUGAUCCCCACUCCUACGAGCUCUGUCACUGUCCAGGCUGCCUCCUUCCUGGGACCACAGCAAGGAGCAGAGAAGUCAGGCCCUACUGAAGCGUGUCUGGAGUCGCUGGCUGGUGAGCACUAAGCCUGUGGGGCUUUCUGGGUCAGGACGCUGCUGCAGGCCUGACCCCCUGGGCCCACCUUCCGAGACCCAGAAGUGCUAUAACCUGCACUCCCGAGAGCCCCAGCACCACUUAAUCAUUUUUCCUGGACUUCCCUGGGUCAGCCGGGGGCUGGGAGUCAUGAAUCAGUGAGGGCAGGUGAGUUUCUGGCAGGUGCAGUUGGAAGGUGCCCCUGGAGCUGCACAGGCUUGGGGGGUAAUCCUUGGGAGUGAGUGUAACUGCACAGAGCAGUGCUCUCUGAUUAGGUCCCGCUAUGUGGUGAUGGUGGAGGAGCUGGUGCAGAUUAUAGUCUCUGAGCUAAGAGAUGGGGCCAGGAACGGUGGUCCAUGCCUGUGGUCUAAGCUAACAUGGCAGGCUGAGGCAGCAGGAUGAUCUGAAUCCAAGACGUCGAGGCCAGCCUAGGUGACAAAGCAAGGCCCUGCCUUUACCUCUCAGUAGGGUCUGCUAUGUAGCUCAAGCUGGCCUGGAACUUGUUAGGCAGCCCAAGCUGGCCUCAAAUUUGAUUUGAAGUCCUCCUACCUUGACUCCCCGAGUACUGGGACUAUAGGCCCAUAGUCUGACGCCUUGAUUCUCAAACCAAAAACACAAAAGGAAAAUGGUAGUGGUGAAGAACCCGGAUGGCCUGAUUUGGUCAGUGAACUGUCUAGACUCGAUUCUGCCCAUAGCUGCCCAGGACAGGAUGAGCCUGCAGCCUCAGUGGCUGCCACGCUGACUGACACACACAGGCAGCUGUGUGUGACUCAGGGCAAAGGUCACUGUCCAGCCUCCCUGCAGUUCUGCUUCACCAAAACCAUGAAAUAAUAAACGGGAGUUUUUGGCAGC
Messenger RNA from Meriones unguiculatus (Mongolian gerbil), 1816 nucleotides. RefSeq lists its product as uncharacterized. NCBI's taxonomy places the organism in Eukaryota, Metazoa, Chordata, Mammalia, Rodentia, Muridae. The coding region runs from base 1 to 681 and encodes 226 amino acids. The transcript is spliced from 4 exons. The record is from RefSeq and is a predicted model, not a curated record.